Molecule: messenger RNA, 1484 nt
Organism: Anopheles stephensi (Asian malaria mosquito)
Lineage: Eukaryota; Metazoa; Arthropoda; Insecta; Diptera; Culicidae
Gene: mbf1
Product: endothelial differentiation-related factor 1 homolog
Exons: 3
Coding region: 234-677 (147 amino acids)
Cellular component (GO): nucleus
Molecular function (GO): DNA binding
Source: RefSeq, a predicted model, not a curated record
UUACAAUUCUAGAAACGUCGAAUCUUCAUUUUCCUCCGACUCGGAGUAAAUCCGCAAUAGAAAGGAAAGCAGCAAGGCAGGGACUAAAUUUGGACAGCACUGCUUAUUUGGUGCAAUUCGAUUGCUCUACGCGAAACGGCAAGCAAACUUUUGCCAGCGUGCACUGAGUUGUCUGUGUGAUUAAAGAAGUUUAACUAUUGCAAAGCGAACGCAAACACUACCAAACCAGAAAGAUGUCGGAAAGCGACUGGGACACGGUGACCAUAUUGCGUAAAAAGGCUCCGAAAGCGGCCACACUAAAGACUGAAUCUGCCAUCAAUAAGGCACGUCGUCAGGGAAUUCCGGUUGAAACGACACAGAAAUUCAACGCUGGAACGAACAAACAGCAUGUCGCGGCUAAAAAUACGGCCAAACUGGAUCGCGAAACGGACGAGCUGCGUCACAAAACGGUUGCACCGUCGGUGGCCAAGCUAAUCAUGCAGGGCCGACAGGCGAAGGGACUGAGCCAGAAGGAUCUCGCUACGCAAAUUUGUGAAAAGCCACAAAUCGUUAACGACUACGAGGCGGGCCGUGGCAUUCCAAACAAUUUGAUUCUCGGCAAAAUUGAGCGCGUCAUCGGCAUCAAGCUGAGGGGCAAAGACAUCGGCACACCGAUGCUGCCUCCCGGCAAGAAGUGAGAUCUCGGGAGGCAGUAAAAUCGCUCGUCUGCGCGCGUGGUUCAUCCCCGAUGCACGUGAUGUGUACAGCAUGAAUACGGCGGAGGGAAGUUCACAUUUAUUAAUUGUAAUGUUUAAGAAUUGUGUGUGGAGCGAAGCGCCGAUAUUGCAGGGAAUGGCGAACACAGCCGUCAACCGACGACUGUUCGAUAACGCACGGUGUAAAGAGAGGAAAUGUAAGAGAGCGAGCUGCAAGUCGAUCCAAAAUGCGUUGCAUGCCGAUGGCGCACCAUUCAAACUUAAUACUUGAUGAUACCACGGCAAAUAUCGUUCCGGCCGCCGUCGACGACCGAGGUGGUAAAAGCGUAAAAGAGAAUGCAUCCCGCUUCCUUCUGAAGGCAGGGAAUAACUUAUAUUUAAAGCGGCAUCCUUGUAGACGUACCCAUAUGCACGAGAUGGCAAGCUAGACUUGCGCUUGGUGUGUGAUCGUACUUCUCUUGCCACAUUGCACUAAAAUACUGAAUGUUCAAACUUUUCCAAUUUAAAUGCAAGUAAAAUUUGAUUGGUACAAAUUUCAGCAGUUCAGUCGAAUGUGUAUGUUUGUGUUUUUUACUGUAAAAAAUGUCUACACGGCGUUUUGUUAAUGGAGUAAAUUACUCACACUUUAAAUGUAGAUUACGAAAGCAAUUUUAAUGCAACUGCUGCUACUGCUGGCAAAGUAAAGGCUUAUUAGCCACAAAGCGGAUCCAUUCUUGUCGUUUUAUUAGUUUGUUUGCUGUAUUAUCGUUCAUUUUGAAAUAUAACGUGCGCAUUACUCUCUUCUUCCUA